Molecule: messenger RNA, 1581 nt
Organism: Symbiodinium sp. CCMP2592
Lineage: Eukaryota; Dinophyceae; Suessiales; Symbiodiniaceae
Source: the annotation of a GenBank genome assembly
AUGGCUCGGACAAUGUACCCGGGGGAGGUGAGCCCGGGAGGUCGAUCCGGUCGAAGCCACUUCAGCGAUGCAGACAUGUCUCCUGUUGGUCGUCGCGGAGAGAAGCUUCACACGCUUCGCUCCACUGGCGGCUUCUCGACGCGACCCAUGAGUCGGAUUCAGAGUGCGCCACUUCUUCACGCGCAGCAGUCGCCCUCCGUGACCACAUGGUACACCAAUGCCUCGCAAUCGUCAUUCGGCAGCCCGGCCAACCGGCGCUCGUGGCAGCCAUUGGCGACAUCUUAUCGUGAGUGGGACGAAAUCCGAAACAUGGGAGUUCGCGAUCCCACUGACAAGCGAGACUUCGCCAAUGGAUUGGUGCCGAACUGGAGUAAGGAGAACACCAUGCGCAUGCAGGGCAUGCUGGAACAUGUCUUGUCAUGGACGUACUACCACAUCCAGCGUGACGAAGAGCACCCCCAGCGCAAAGAGGUCGGUGAAUAUUUGGAUCCGCAGAACGUGCCGGUGGCCCUCCGCUCUGGGGCCGCCCGCUUCAAGUUCUGGUGCGACUUGAAGCCGCCCUUUCAGGUAGUGCAGGUCACACGAGCAGAGGAGGCUUUGGGCAAAUGGCGCGAGGCAGUAGAGAGUGAAGGAGUAAAGCCACACCCCGAUGGAGAGCUCUUCUAUGUGACCUACGAGUGCCCACUGGCCUACCAUGUCGAGCGCGCCUGGGGUCUGAAGACGAUGGCCGGGACCUUCGACAACAAAGUGCACGGCGUUGCCAGCGUGACCCCGCUCAAGGGCGUUUCUGCCAAAGGCCCUAAACACGCAGCCAACAGUGAGUUUUGGGCAUGCCGGGUCUCCGCGGCCAUGCGCCCCAAAGCCUUGGCGCGUGCGAGCCUGGCCUUUGUCGCGGCCUGGCAAAGUUCCCAGGCCCUUCGCUCCUUUUCCACGUAUGUCCUCAACAAGCCUCGCGGCAUUGUCAGCCAGAGGAACGAUGUGUUGGGACGCGACAGUGUUUAUGAGAUAUUUCACAAGUUGGCAUGCGAAGGCCGCAUUCCGGGGCCGCCACCGCCUUCUCGCGUCGGUGCUGCCGGGCGGCUGGACAAAGACACGUCUGGGCUCAUAGUCCUCACAGACGAUAGGAAACUGAACUCUGCCCUCACCCAGAGUGGCACCUUUUCCAAGCGCUACGAGGUCACGGUGAAGGGCCAUUGGACUCCCGAGGAUGCCAAAUUCCAGAAGCUGACGGAGCCAUACCGCUACCACCGCAUCCAGACCAACUCCGGGAAUGAAUACUGGACUAUGCCGGCGAAGGUCAGUCUUCUGCAUCAUUGGCGCGAGCCCGUCGAACCGCUUGUGCCGCCAGAGCUUGGAGAUCGUUCCAAGCUCGUUUUCGAGCUUUGGGAAGGAAGGCAUCAUCAAAUCCGCCGGCUGAUCAAUCGAUCAGGCCUUCGGCUUUUGCAUCUUCAUCGCGUGGCUAUUGGGCCUCUGCAUCUGCAAGGCCUCGGCUACGGUGAAGUGCGACCAGUGACAGCGGAAGAGUUGGAUGAGCUGACUCGAGUUUGUCAAGUCUGCAGUCUGGAGCAACACAAAGUCUGA